This is a messenger RNA of Rhizophagus irregularis DAOM 181602=DAOM 197198, 1187 nucleotides long. RefSeq lists its product as uncharacterized. The record is from RefSeq and is a predicted model, not a curated record. Lineage: Eukaryota; Fungi; Glomeromycota; Glomeromycetes; Glomerales; Glomeraceae.
AUAUUCAUCCAGACGAAUGGAUUAACGAUAUUCAAAAAUAUUUGAGACUUAUAAAUAAAGAUUAUACGAGCGAUGAUCAUUUGGAAAUUGCUAUAUCAUUAGUAAGCACUACUAUAUCACUUCCAACUGGUAUUGAUAAUCUUGAGAAACUUCGUAAUGCACUUAGAGAAGAUAUUUUUUUUACGAUUUUUAAAAAUACCAAUAAAAGAAAAUUACAAUCAUUAAAAUAUAUUCCUGAAAGUAGAGGCGGUGAUACUUCUAAAUUUAUUUCAGAUUUUCUCAAAUUAUGUUAUAACGCUGAAAUUAAUGAUAUAGAAGAACAAAAAAAUUAUCUUUAUAAAUCACUUCCAAUGAAACAUUUCGAUUCUAUUUCAAAUGAAUUUUAUGAGAAAAUGAAAAAUGUAACUUCACUUAACGAAUUAGUUAAAGAAUUCGAAGAUUUUGUUGUUUAUGAAUCAAAUUUAAUUACAAACGAUUCUAUUGUAGCUUUAAAACAUGUUGCUACAGGAAAAUAUUUAAAUUCAGUUGAAGAUUUACAUUAUAGGACUGGAAGCGGACACCAAACGGUUUUUGUAGGAAGUCUAGAACCUGGUUUAAAUUCUUUAUGGAAAAUUAAAUUUGAUAAAGAAUUAGCUACUUACGCCAGUACUUCUAUAAAAUUACAACACGUCAAAUCAAAAAAUAAAUUUCUUGGAACAUAUUCUGGAUACAAAUCUCCGUCAAGUAAUCAUACAGAAGUGAGUUGUAAUAAUAUCAGUUACGAUAGCACUCGUGUUCAUUGGGUCGAGAAUUGGAAAUUUAAUCACAAUAAAUUUGAAAAUCAUCAAGGUUAUUUAAAGUCAAAUGAUAUUAUUCAUCUUAGCAUUAAAAAAACAACCAAUGAUAGGGGUCAUUAUACUCAACACAGUCAAGUUGAAUUCUUAUAUAGUCAUGAUGUUCGAUUUACUAUUGGUGAUGAUAAUUUUCAAGAAGUUUUUUGUCAUAAUGAAAGUUUAGGAGGAAAUGAUGAAUGGUGUAUUGAGCUUAUAAAACAAUACAUUUGGACCAUAGAUGAUUAAACUAAUUAAUUGGUUUUUCAUCAGUUGUUAUUUAUAUAUUUAUAUUAUUGUUAAAUUACUAAUACAAUAGCGUAUAUUUUUGUUUAAGAAUCAAUUACAUAUUUUUUUUGAAUCAUUCAAUAAAAAAAG